UAUAACUUUUGAAUUACUCCCGCUAGUUGUUAUAUUCAGGAAAGAAAGUCUGAAGAUGACUUUGUUCUGCAUAUUCAUGGUAUUUGUCGCUACUGCUGAUUGUUCCCUGAGGCAAUUAAAUGGACGAAUUCCUACGAUUGAUGGUAAAGGUGUGCCUUUGACGGUGGAUCUUGAUGUAUCGGAAUUUAACAAAAAUUUAGAAACGAUAGUGAAAGAAGACCUAGUUGCAGAAAUAAAUGACAAAUUUAGUACCUAUAUUAACGGAAGCAGGAUAACAGAGCUUGUUGAGAACGUUUGCAAACAUGAAAUUACAUUACUAAAACAGGAUUUGAUGAAAGAGAUAAAAAACAAACCAGCUUUCUUUGCUUUUCUGAAAUCCAACACUAUCUUCUCAGGAGACAAUGUUCUCAAAUUUGAUGAGGUAACGACUAAUAUUGGACAAAACUAUAACCCAUCCACAGGCGUGUUUACGGCACCAAAGGAAGGUGUCUACCAAAUAUCGUGCGUUAUGGUGGCUGGUGGUAGAAACAAUAUUCACUACUGGCUGUAUAAAAACAAGGAGAGAUUUUCUUAUGGGUAUACAAGUCCAACAGCUCAUGCUAACUCUAACACACAGAAUUGGAUACUUGAAUUGAAGAAAGGCGACCGUGUUUUUAUUCAGCACAGAGGGUCUCCAGGAGAGGUGGUUCACGGUUUACGUCAUUCAUAUUUUUCCGGUCAUUUGUUAUUCUAAUUUUUCAGUUUGUCAUUUCACAAUAAAUUGUAACUGUAAGUUG
This is a messenger RNA of Mytilus californianus (California mussel), 776 nucleotides long. Its product is annotated as complement C1q-like protein 2. The coding region runs from base 56 to 733 and encodes 225 amino acids. Lineage: Eukaryota; Metazoa; Mollusca; Bivalvia; Mytilida; Mytilidae. The record is from RefSeq and is a predicted model, not a curated record. The transcript is spliced from 3 exons. Gene Ontology annotation, molecular function: protein binding.